AUGAAGCAACAUGUUCUGGCGUCUCUCUUCUGCUUUUGCAGUAUUUUGAUAAUUGGAGCACUGGGAGGGUCUGACACAGCGAACAGAAAGAGACGGGAGUUUAUUGACAGCGGAGCACGCCUUCUUCAGCUGCAAAGCAAGGAAACCACCACCUGUAUGAGGCACUUAGAGGACGACGAGAUACUCGCCACGAUGAAAAGGCGGGAGGGUGUAACAAUGACUACGGUGACGGUAGUGGUCAUCGGGAUGAUGACCGUGGGGAAAUAUGUCGCCAUCAAUUCGAAACCAUCAUUAUUUACACAGCAAGAAGCACCUGGCUCUAAAAAUCUUUUUGACUCGUUCGCAGCUGUCCAUAUUAACAAAACCCCAUUCAUCCAUGGAACUUUCAACUUCCUCGCCUGGCACCGAUACUUCGUCUGGGCAUACGAGAAGGCUCUUAGAGAAGAAUGUGGAUAUCAUGGGGCUAGUCCUUAUUGGGAGUGGGGAUACGAUGUCCAUGAUCCGGAAAAAUCUGCAGUGUUUGACGGUUCGGCCUAUAGCUUGGGGAGUAAUGGUGCUCCAUUAGCAGAUAGGGCACCAACAUACCGUCCGGCUCCUCCUCCGCCCUUGCCACAAACUGAGGGUCACGAUUUUCCGGCUGGAACUGGAGGAGGAUGCGUUAUGUACGGUCCGUUUUCAGACUUAACCACCAAUCUAGGCCCAGUUGCUAUGCCCGGAGGUGACCUAAAUAAUCCAUUGCGAUACAAUCCCAGAUGUUUGAUGCGUGAUAUGAACGCCCUCAUAGGCCAGCACUACACUGCUUUCAACUGGUCGACGUGGACUAUUGAAGAGAGUAAGGACAUAGAUGGGUUUCAAUCUCGUCUCGCUGGGCUACCGGGCAAUCAAGGCUCGAAACAUGAUCCGCUGAAUUUCUUUGGGGUGCAUGGUGGUGGACAUCUCUUUUUGGGUGGGAUGACUGGCCAACAUUCGGAUUUUUAUUCCAGCCCCCAAGAGCCAGCUUUCUUCCUACACCAUGGCCAGAUCGAUCGUCUCUGGUCCAUCUGGCAAUGGCUAGAUAUUAAGGAACGACGGGAUGCAAUUUAUGGCACACUUACGCUAGCCAAUAUACCUCCUACCAGAAAUGGAACUUUAGACGACAUCAUCGACGUGGGUCCGCUUGCACCGCCAGUGUCUGUGCGAGAGGUUAUGAGCACAAUUGAUGGACCGUUUUGUUACUUUUAUGAAUGA
Messenger RNA from Blastomyces dermatitidis ER-3, 1227 nucleotides. RefSeq names its product tyrosinase. Lineage: Eukaryota; Fungi; Ascomycota; Eurotiomycetes; Onygenales; Ajellomycetaceae. Bases 1 to 1227 code for a protein of 408 amino acids. The record is from RefSeq and is a predicted model, not a curated record. Gene Ontology annotation, molecular function: oxidoreductase activity. The transcript is spliced from 5 exons.